Messenger RNA from Drosophila innubila, 1389 nucleotides. It is a transcript of the gene Uba5, whose product is annotated as ubiquitin-like modifier-activating enzyme 5. Gene Ontology annotation, cellular component: cytosol; cytoplasm. NCBI's taxonomy places the organism in Eukaryota, Metazoa, Arthropoda, Insecta, Diptera, Drosophilidae. Bases 123 to 1325 code for a protein of 400 amino acids. Gene Ontology annotation, molecular function: UFM1 activating enzyme activity. The record is from RefSeq and is a predicted model, not a curated record. The transcript is spliced from 2 exons. Gene Ontology annotation, biological process: protein ufmylation.
GCUGACAGCUGUUCGUAGCGAAAGUGACACGACGACAGCCGACGACGUUUUUGACGGUGUCUGGGAAUUUGUUGGGUAUUGUGGUGUUUGAGAUUUGUUUUGUUUUUUUUUUUAUUUGCAAUAUGUCGAAUGCCAUUGAUGAACUGCAGGCAAUUAUUGCCGAAUUGAAAACGGAACUAGAUGAGCCAAAAACCAGCACACGCCAUGCACGCGAAAAGAUCGAACGCAUGUCCGCCGAGGUGGUUGAUUCGAAUCCCUACAGCCGCCUGAUGGCGCUGCAGAGAAUGAACAUUGUCAAGGACUAUGAGCGCAUACGGGACAAGGCGGUGGCCAUUGUGGGUGUCGGUGGUGUGGGCAGUGUCACCGCCGAUAUGCUGACGCGCUGUGGCAUUGGCAAGCUGAUACUCUUUGACUAUGACAAGGUGGAGUUGGCCAACAUGAACCGUUUGUUCUUUACACCCGAUCAGGCUGGCCUGUCCAAGGUGGAGGCAGCGGCGCGUACAUUGAGCUUCAUUAAUCCGGAUGUGCACAUCGAGACGCACAACUACAACAUUACGACAGUGGAUAACUUUGACAAGUUCCUGAGCACCAUCUCGGAGUCGGGCAUUCAGCAAGGCGAACCCGUCGACCUGAUACUCAGCUGUGUGGAUAACUUUGAGGCACGUAUGGCAAUCAAUUCGGCCUGCAAUGAGUUAAAUCUCAACUGGUUUGAGUCCGGCGUCUCGGAGAAUGCCGUCUCCGGCCACAUUCAGUUCAUUCGGCCCGGCGACACGGCCUGUUUCGCAUGUGCUCCUCCCCUGGUUGUGGCGGAGAACAUAGACGAGCGUACACUGAAACGUGAGGGCGUCUGUGCCGCCUCCCUGCCCACCACCAUGGGCAUUACGGCGGGUCUCUUGGUCCAAAAUGCGCUCAAGUAUUUGUUGAACUUUGGCGAGGUCUCCGAUUAUCUGGGAUACAAUGCGCUAAACGACUUCUUUCCCAAGAUGACUCUCAAGCCGAACACACAGUGUGACGACCGCCAUUGCCUGCUGCGCCAGAAGGAGUUCCAGGCACGUCCCAAGCCUGUAGUGGAACAGGUGGAGGAAGUAUCCGAUGAGCCACUGCAUGCCACCAACGAUUGGGGCAUUGAACUUGUGGCUGACGACUCACCAGCUGUGGAUGUAGCUACCAAACCAGCAGAUACUACAAAUGUGGCAUCUGGUCUCCGUUUGGCCUACGAGGCGCCCGACAAGCUGGAUGUCGACAUCUCGGCCAAUGCAGCAGUUGGUGAUGGUGUGCCGGAGACGAGCUUGGAGGAUCUCAUGGCCCAGAUGAAGUCCAUGUGAAUUGGCAAAAUAAAUUCCAUACUCUGUUAUUUAAAAUAUAUAUUUACAAUUUUUUUACAACGGA